ACCCAGCGAUUUCGGCCAUGAAAGCCUUCGACAACACACUCUGAAAUUGCGGGGCCUUUGCCAGCACAAGGUGGGAGGGAGCAGCCGGGGGAGGGAGACAUGCCUGAAGCAAAGCGCGGCCUUGUAGUCGUUGUUUCCUCCUCGCUGCCUCUCUAUCGCAUUCGUGUUUGCAAAAAAGGGAUCCUCCUUCCGAGCCGCUCAGGGGAGGGAAGCUCCCAAUAUGGCGAAGCACGUUUUCCUCACAGGGCCGCCAGGAGUUGGGAAAACAACAUUGAUCCAGAAAGCAAUUGAAAUAUUGAAAUCCUCUGGUCUCCCUAUUGAUGGAUUUUACACAGAGGAAGUAAGAGAAGGUGGCCGGAGAAUAGGUUUUGAUGUUGUCACUCUGAAUGGAAGAAGAGGAAUUCUCUCUAGAGUUGGUGGUGGUCCUGCAACGGCAAGGCGUGAAUAUCGUGUUGGGCAGUAUAUAGUGGACCUAGCAUCAUUUGAGGAGUUGGCUCUUCCUUUGCUGAGAAAUGUUCAUCUUGACAGUAGUGCGGUGAAAAAGGUUUGUGUAAUUGACGAGAUUGGUAAAAUGGAGCUCUUCAGCCAGUCAUUCAUUCAAGCUGUUCGUCAAUUGCUGAGUGGAUCAGGAGUUGUGAUGCUUGGAACCAUCCCGGUGCCCAAAGGGAAGCCCCUGGGGCUCGUGGAGGAGGUUAGAAGUCACAAGGAGGUGAAGGUCUUCACUAUUACAAAGGAGAACAGAGACAACAUUUUAGAAGAAGUUGUGAAAGCUGUACGGAACUGCUUGAAAUGAUACAUUUAUGUUUAAUCAUAUUAAGUCAUGUUCUUUGUAACCCAGUACAGCCUCUCUUGGUAUCUUUGGGGUGUUAUUGACACUGACUGUGCAGGUAUUGAACUGUUGCACAUGCAUUACUAGCAGCUGAUUUCAAGAUCAAAUUUUCUCUAUUUAUGCCAAGUUAUUGAAUACAUGAUUUGUCACAUUGUUAAAAGUCCACUUAUGUACUGAAUCCUAUUGAACGUUGGUCCUGGCAAGUUGUGAAAAAUUUUGCACUAUGUUGAAUCUGAAACUGUGGAACUGAGCUUAGGCUUUUUUACUAGUAGGAAAUACCUUUCUUAGUAUGAGAUUUCCAAAGAAUGAAUGGCCUUGCAUUCUCCUAUGCAGAAAACCAAUACAGUGCAUAGCUAAGCCAGCUUGCCAUAAGGUAAACCACAAUGGGAAAAUACGGCCUAGGAUCUGGAUACAAGGAAAUUGUGCACAUAAAUUAUUAGCUAAUUCCUAUUUUGCUGAUGUGACAAUUGACAAUUAUCCCAAUAGCCAGGUGGUGUGCUACUUCUUUGAAAUUUCAAAUAAAUAUUGUUUGAGAGAAAUCUCUUAUCAAUUAAA
This is a messenger RNA of Anolis carolinensis (green anole), 1384 nucleotides long. It is a transcript of the gene ntpcr, whose product is annotated as nucleoside-triphosphatase, cancer-related. The coding region runs from base 221 to 793 and encodes 190 amino acids. Gene Ontology annotation, molecular function: ATP hydrolysis activity. The transcript has 5 exons. NCBI's taxonomy places the organism in Eukaryota, Metazoa, Chordata, Lepidosauria, Squamata, Anolidae. The record is from RefSeq and is a predicted model, not a curated record.